This is a messenger RNA of Neurospora tetraspora, 1065 nucleotides long. RefSeq lists its product as uncharacterized. Lineage: Eukaryota; Fungi; Ascomycota; Sordariomycetes; Sordariales; Sordariaceae. The transcript has 2 exons. The record is from RefSeq and is a predicted model, not a curated record. The coding region runs from base 1 to 1065 and encodes 354 amino acids.
AUGCAUAUUGCCGAAGCAGAUAUGAAAAUUGCCUCCACGUUGAGAGGAUCGACUUUCAUAACCUCCGAGGCGUUCGACAAACGGAUGAGGGACGCCAAGCUACGGUUUGCGUCUGCCAGCCUUCAUUUGGAAGAGCACUCUCGUCUGUUACAUAUGGAGAACAGCUUGAUUCCAAAGCUCCCCGGGAACGACCAUGGAGCCGCCUUCAGCGACGUGGUCCGUGCCAUGUUUAAGGACCAGGAAGGGCCGGACAGGAGAAAGAAGCGUGCCGAAAUGUGGCUUAGCAAGGCCGAGGACUACUACGAAGGAGGACAUAGAUCGAGCUGGUAUGAGAUGAGUGGGUCCACUUGUGUGUCACAUCACUGGGCGCUGGCCAUCCCGGAGCACCUCUUUGGCGAGAUGGCGCACGAAGUUGACACUCCAACGAACUCGUUGCUAAUGACCCACUACCUUAAGAGCUGGUUCGACGAGUACCAAAUUGUUAUCGUCCCAGUCGAUCCGUCCGAAUCACCCAUCACUAGGUGGAAAAUUGAUAUCAUAUCAUCCGAUAUCAAAGAUUCGCCGAUCGAUGGGAAGGAACUCGAGUUCCUAAACGACCACCGCCCAAGUGCAAGUUUUCUGUAUUUUCGGUUCAUGCUCACCCUAAUUCGAAUCAGGGAUAAGCAAAGGGCAGGGUGGGAGAAUAUCUGGGCUCGCUAUAGAACCACCAAGCCCUUCGGUACACCGGGGCGAUAUUGCAGAGACGGCACGUUAAUGGCCAUGGCUGCCCACAGCAAACUGUCGGCUCCUGAGGAGAUCGAAGCUUUCCUGAUGGAACUUUGCGGACCGGAAACAAUACCGCCGGUAGUUUCGUCGGAGGAUGUUAUCAACGGUAUGAGGAAGGAGAUGGAAGUGAUUGUGAAAUGCGUUGAGACUGUAGAGGACGAGGAGACUGGUGAGUGGAAUGAUACUGAGGAUUGGGGCAGCGACGAGGACAGCGACGAGGACAGUGACGAGGACAGUGACGAGGACGAGGAGGACGAAGAGGCUUACGAUCGAAUCUUUGAUUUAAUAAGAAUUAAUUAA